UCCACAUAACCUGUCCCUAUACAAACCUAUCCUGUUGUAGGAAAACAACAAGACCCAAAGUCAACCGGCAUUCGUAUGGUUUUCAGAUCCUGACUCGCCUGCACUAAUGUUUGAGUGUUUCCCCAAGGAGCUGUUUUUUUUUUUUUUUUGCUGGUGGCCGAGUGUGCAGCACACGGUGUGCCGCGACAUCUGCCCGACGAGGAAAGCGAGAGUCGCGUGAAGGAACUCGGAACUGAAAUCGGCUUAGUGGCGUUGGCGGGGGGGGUCUCUCAGGAAACAGCCGCUCUUGUAACAACUCGACCAAAGAUUUUUUUUUCUUUCUUUUUUUUUUUUUUUUACUCUUAUUGUUCUGUUCUUUCGUGUUUUAAUCCUCGUCCCCCCUUUCUAGUCUUCGUGGAUCUUUCAUGCAAUCGGGAUACAGGAAGAUGAGAAAGAAGCAUCAAGACAAUUGUCGCUCUUUUGAAACGGGCAGGGAGCACAGAUUAUGAUGUCACUGAGGAUGUCAGCUAAUUGAUGUUAUUUUGCUGGAUGUUUUGUUGCAAAGAGACCUUUCCUGACAUGCUAGCGACUGCAUUUAGGUUGGACUGACAUUUCCAGGAACGCCAUACUAGUAAAGCCCCCUGACGGAGCACGUGUGCUUUAACAGGUUACAAUACAUCUGAACAAAAGAGCCUAAAAUAUGGAAAAGUCAUGGAGAUUAUGGGGCAUUGCUCGGAAGGGGCUAUUGACUUUAGCAUCUUGGUCCUGGGCUCUGUGCCGCAUCUCACUGCUUGCUCUGAUUUUGACUUUUCAUCUCUACGGGGGCUUCCUGCUGCUGGUUUUAAUACUUGCCUCAGUUGCAGGUAUAUUGUACAAAUUCCAGGAUGUUUUGCUAUAUUUUCCCGACCAGCCGUCCUCUUCUCGUUUGUAUGUCCCUGUGCCUAGCGGGAUUCCACAUGAAAACAUCUUCAUUAAAGCCAAAGAUGGUGUUUGUCUCAAUCUCAUCCUGUUGCGUUACACUGGAGACAAUCCAACCUUUUCACCAACCAUAAUAUACUUCCAUGGCAAUGCAGGUAAUAUUGGUCACCGAGUUCCCAAUGCACUGCUGAUGGUGGUCAACCUGAAGGUGAAUGUGGUACUGGUGGAUUAUAGGGGCUAUGGAAAAAGUGAUGGCGAACCCAGUGAAGAAGGCCUUUAUAUCGAUUCCGAGGCUGUUUUGGAUUAUGUCAUGACUAGACCCGAUAUCGACAAAACAAAAAUUAUUCUGUUUGGGCGCUCACUAGGAGGAGCUGUAGCUGUCCACUUGGCUUCUGAAAAUCCCCACCGGAUUUCCGCCAUCAUGGUAGAGAACACUUUCCUCAGCAUCCCUCACAUGGCAAGCACUUUGUUCUCUUUUUUUCCUAUGAGAUAUCUUCCACUCUGGUGCUAUAAAAACAAGUUCCUGUCGUACAGGAAAAUUACUCAGUGCAGGAUGCCUUCUCUGUUUAUUUCUGGACUGUCGGACCAGCUCAUUCCACCAGUUAUGAUGAAACAGCUUUACGAGCUUUCUCCGUCACGGACUAAGAGAAUGGCGAUUUUUCCGGAUGGCACCCACAAUGACACGUGGCAGUGCCAAGGCUACUUCACAGCCCUCGAACAGUUCAUCAAAGAGCUUCUCAAGAGCCAUUCUCACGAGGAGACUACAAAGUCCUCGUCUAAUGUAACGAUUAUCUGAGGCGAUAGCAUCUCGGAUAGCUUCAUUUGUUAGUCUGUGAGCCGAGGUAACAGAAUGUACGUCUCUACUACUUGUGUUUAAAGUACUGGUGCAUUGAGGUGAGAAAUGGGAGCCAAACUCCAAAUCCCUGUUGUUUUCAUGAGCUGCCUUUCAUUUAAGCAAGGUUAAUGUUAGGUAAAGUGUUCACUUUAUCUAAUAACUUCUUUUUUUUUUAGUUAGGGAAAAAAUGGAAUUUUUUGUGGUGAGUAGUGUGCGUUUUAAAAAAUAAUAUAUUAAAACCUUUCAGUUUUAUGCAUAUCUUGGUUAAAUAAGGCAAGCUCUGAAAAUCAUUUUGGUAAUAAUGUCUUUAAAUUUAAAACGUUCUCUGCAUGUCUUCCGGGGAAUAAAACCAUACAAGAACAUACUAUUCUUUUCUGUACCUCAUAUACUGUAGCAAUGCUGUGGUUAGACUUUAAGCCAUUCUUUAAAAACAAAAAAAAAAAAGAAAGAAAAAAGUUAUUCAUAAUGUCAUGAGUAAUUUUUUUAGAAAAGCAUUGCACUUUUUACUUUCCUUUGUCUUAUGAGAAACAAAGCCCUACUUUUCUAAUGAUGUUGUUUGUAAAGUGAUUGAAAUUUUAAACACGCCUGGUCAUCUCAAAAAAAAAAAAAAAAGAUAUUCUCGCACAUUAGUGAAUGCCAUUUUUCAAAGUGUUUCACAUUUUGAAGUACGUGCAAAAAAUAAAUUAAUAAAUCUGUCGACAGGUUCGGCGGAAGUCUUUCGUAUUAGCCAUUUUUUUUUCUCUUCUCUGCGACAGAGAGCCUUACAGAUGCACUGCACAUUAGCGAUUGGCUUUCGCUGCUUUACGUUCUUUACAAGGCCUGCCUGUAAACUUCCCUCCUCCUUGUAUGGAUAAAGUUUAAACCCCAACACCAAUGUUGAUAUUGUAAUUAUACAAAUUUUCAUCUGCAUCUUGUUUCUCGUAAUCUUCUAUACGGUUACGCUCCAUUUUAUUGUAAUAGUCAGCCUGGUCCAAAAUAGGGCAAGUUGUUUGUGUUAAAGUUUUUAUUGCUUCUCUUUUGUGUUUCCUUUACACAGUAAAUGUAUUGAAAGAAUUUAGAGUUUUUCAGGUGUCCGAAGUGCAAAAUAAAAAAAAAAUAAAUAAAAAAAAAAA
Messenger RNA from Polypterus senegalus (gray bichir), 2844 nucleotides. It is a transcript of the gene abhd13, whose product is annotated as abhydrolase domain containing 13. The transcript has 3 exons. The coding region runs from base 680 to 1693 and encodes 337 amino acids. Lineage: Eukaryota; Metazoa; Chordata; Cladistia; Polypteriformes; Polypteridae. Gene Ontology annotation, cellular component: membrane. Gene Ontology annotation, molecular function: palmitoyl-(protein) hydrolase activity. The record is from RefSeq and is a predicted model, not a curated record.